UUUUCUCCAUUUUUCGGCAAAAGCUAUCGAUCUUGAGAAGUUGAGCACGCGAUACGGGGUUUUAGCUGAUCCCACAAAUAGAUUCUCAUUGUAUUUUUAGUUUUCAAGUCAUUUCGUUGAUUUUGCCAGUGACUGAUAUGAUAGGAUCAUUCGUCCUCCCUGACUUUAUUCUUGCUCCCACUCUCAUGUCUUUACCUUGUAAGUGCCCUUGAAAGAGUUGAGCUUCGUUCGGCUGUAGCUGUUCAGUGGAAUUGCUCUUCUGACACUAACGUUUUACCGGCUGGAAAGAUAAUUGAAAAACAUUCGAUUCGAUAUGGCAGAUGAUGUGACUAAAAAUGUGGAAGCCUUUUCGGCUGAAAUAAGACGAGGGAAAAUGCGGUCUUUUCAAAUAGGCAGGACCACUCUCCUAUUGAUGCGCGAGAUCAUUUCACAAACACGAUGGUCGAAUGCCGGUGAGCUACUGGAAAAGAUUCGUGAAGAAGGCAAGAAACUUGUCAGCCACCACCCAGAAGAGACUACCAUUGCCAAUGUCAUUAUCAGUAGCGAGGCGUCUGCCUCUGCUGCUUUGGCGGACAAGGAUGCAAAGCCUGUUGAACGCCAUGAACAGCAUGUGUUUCUACGUGAUAUGGUGGAGGAGGACUACAAAACAUCCAUUCCAUCUUUGAAGGCAUCCAUUAUUGUCUACAUCAAUGAGGAGUUACUGCCUGACAUAGAUUCAGGUGCUGAUCUUGUGGCGCAGCAAGCUCUAGAACACAUCCAUUCUGAUGAAGUCAUCAUGACCUUUGGCAAGUCUACUACUGUUCUCACGUUUCUCAAGCGUGCCGCUCGCAAGAGGAAGUUCCAGGUGGUAGUUGCUGAAACGGCACCAUCAUUUCAGGGUCAUGAGAUGGCCAAGUUACUGAGUGACGAUGGUAUCAACACGGUAGUCAUCUCUGAUGCAGCUGUGUUUGCUAUGAUGGCCAGGGUCAAUACUGUUAUCAUCGGCACACACACUAUCAUGGCCGAUGGAGGCUUGAAGGCACUGAACGGAGCACAGGCCAUCUGCCUUGCUGCCAAGCAUCACUCUGUACCUGUGAUUGUGUGUGCAGCUAUGUUCAAGUUGUCACCAAAGUUUCCGUGCUCUUAUGACCAGGAUACAUUCAACCUGUUGGACUCGCCGCACGACGUCCUCAAGUUCUCAGCGACUUGCGGCAGCUCAGACGCUCCGCAGCUCUGGAAUCCAGUCUUUGAUUAUGUUCCACCGGAUCUCAUCACUUUGUUCAUUUCUAAUAUUGGUGGCAAUGCCCCGUCCUACGUCUACCGUCUAUUGAGUGAGCUCUACCACCCUGAUGACAAAGACAUCUAAACGAGCAGCAGCAGCAGCAGACCUGCCUGAAACCAGCACAGGACAACAGUUGAGUUUGGCUGGCAAGCAGGCUACUCAGCUCACGGCUCUUAGCAGUAACAGCAGUAGGAAUGACAUACAAGGUAUAACACGCAAGGUAUGUUGUCUUGUGUAAUCUGCUGGCGAUAAUGUCACCAUGGUACUCUGCAAGUCCAGGCUGAACUCUUCGUAGCAUAGCUGCUAGAAUGUUGGUGGCAUGUGCUAUGGAACAACUGCCAGCAUGCCACUAAGCCAAUAUGCCGGUGUGAAUGUGGAUGUAAGUGUCUGUACAUAGUGUCCUACCUCUCUCUCUCUCUCUCUCUCUCUCUCUCUCUCUCUCUCUCUCUCUCUCUCUCUCUCUCUCUCUCUCUCUCUCUCUCUCUCUCUCUCUCUCUCUCUCUCUCUCUCUCUCUCUCUCUCUCUCUCUCUCUCUCUCUCUCUCUCUCUCUCUCUCUCUCUCUCUCUCUCUCUCUCUCUCUCUCUCUCUCUCUCUCUCUCUCUCUCUCUCUCUCUCUCUCUCUCUCUCGCUCUCGUUUGUACAUUUAUUUUAUCUCUUCUGUCUAUAAUAACGCCUUUGGGCACUCAGCUUUCGCAUCGUCUUGUAUAUUCCUUGUUCAUAUGUAUGUAUUGUUUUUUCUCCCUAUGUUCUUUUGUACAUAUUUGUAUGAUUUGGUUGUUUUUUUUAUCGCAACUUCUGGCAUAGUUGUGCACUCACUCUGCCGUGUGGUGAUGGGUUCUGUAUAGAGUUGUCAGUCUGUUUACACUGCUGUGGUGUUGUAAGUACGUGUGUACACUGCUGUGAUGCUGCUUAUCCCUGUGAGGCAGCAUCACGCUCUAUUCUCAUAUCGA
Messenger RNA from Sycon ciliatum, 2212 nucleotides. Its product is annotated as translation initiation factor eIF2B subunit beta-like. Gene Ontology annotation, biological process: translational initiation. Bases 314 to 1345 code for a protein of 343 amino acids. The record is from RefSeq and is a predicted model, not a curated record. Gene Ontology annotation, molecular function: guanyl-nucleotide exchange factor activity; translation initiation factor activity. The transcript is spliced from 15 exons. NCBI's taxonomy places the organism in Eukaryota, Metazoa, Porifera, Calcarea, Leucosolenida, Sycettidae. Gene Ontology annotation, cellular component: eukaryotic translation initiation factor 2B complex.